UGAUGACAAAACACAACACACAUCUCUCAUCUUCCCCCUUGCAGACCUUCUUCCUUCCUUCCCAUACUCAACCAAGUCCAGCCACCGCUGAGCCAGCCUCCGGCGACGAAUCGCCGUUGACCAUUACUGAUCCAGCUACCGGCAUCUUCUCUUCUGUUUUCCUGUUAACCUCGCCAUUGUUUACAAUUAAGUAAACUUGUUGACGGGUCAUAAGAGCUGGAGCUGUUUUUCACGGUAUGAUGCAAUAAAAAGGAGACGUGCGUUUUGUGCAUGAGAUAUCAUUUGUUGUGUAAAGUACUUGAGAAAUGGACUUAGCAAAUUAUUUUCCGACUGCUGUCAUGAAUUCCUUGAAAAAUGCGUCUGAACUGAUCACAUUUGUAUAUGAUGCUCCUUUUGCUCGGGCUGUUGUUUUUGGUGUGAAUAUUGGAGGACAUCUGUUUGUGGAAGGUCUACUCCUGGUUGUCAUUAUCUUUUUAUUAUCUCAGAAGAGUUACAAGCCACCUAAACGUCCUUUAACCACCAAGGAGAUGGAUGAGCUAUGUGAUGACUGGGUUCCAGAAUCUCUUAUACCGCCUGUAACAGAAGAGAUGAAAAAGGAAGCUCCAGUACUGUUAAGUGCGGCAGGACCUCAUGCAAUUAUCAAUGGCAAAGAAGUGGUUAAUUUUGCUUCAGCAAAUUACCUAGGAUUAAUGGGACACGAGAAAUUACUUGAUUCAUGUACUGCUGCACUGGAGAAAUAUGGUGUUGGUUCUUGUGGUCCUCGUCAAUUUUAUGGAACCAUUGAUGUUCACCUUGACUGUGAAACCAGAAUAGCAAACUUUUUGGGUACCUCUGAUUCCAUUCUCUAUUCUUAUGGACUCUCAACUAUGUUCAGUGCAAUUCCAGCAUUUUGUAAGAAAGGAGAUCUUAUUCUCGCAGAUGAAGGCGUUCACUGGGGGAUACAGAAUGGUUUAUACUUGUCAAGAAGUACCAUUGUCUACUUCAAGCACAACGACAUGCAGUCUCUACAAAGUACACUAGAGAAAGUCACUCAAGACAACAAGCGAGCUAAAAAACUGAGACGCUACAUCGUUGUGGAAGCUGUAUACCAGAAUUCUGGUCAGAUUGCUCCAUUGGAUGAGAUUAUCCAACUAAAGGAGAAGUACAAGUUCCGUGUUCUAUUAGAUGAGAGCAACUCUAUUGGUGUGCUUGGAAAAUCUGGUAGAGGUCUUGCGGAACACUACCAAGUUCCGAUUGAUAAGAUAGACAUCAUAACUGCUGCUAUGGGACAUGCCUUGGCUUCAGAAGGUGGGUUCUGCACCGGAAGUCACAGAGUUAUUGAUCACCAACGCCUUAGCAGCUCAGGCUACGUUUUUUCUGCAUCUCUCCCUCCAUAUUUGGCAAGUGCUGCAAUUGCUGCUAUCGAUGUCAUUGACGAAAAUCCUCAACUAAUAUCAAAGUUACGAGAUAAUUCUAAAUUAUUAAGCACAGGAUUGUCAGGAAUACAUGGCCUUGAACUUGCGAGUGAUAUAAUGUCGCCCCUUGUUUUCCUCCGGCUCAAGAAAUCAACUGGGUCCUUGAAGAGUGAUCUUCAAUUACUUGAAGAUAUUUCUGAUCGGGUACUGAAGGAACACUCAGUUUUUGUAACAGCUUCUAAACGAUCCGUAGUUGAUAAAUGCAAUCUUCCUGUUGGGAUUAGAAUGUAUGUCUCGGCUGCUCACACACAAUCCGACUUGCAGAAAGCGUGUGAAUCAUUGAAGAUUGUCGCAGCUUCAGUAUUAGCAUAACAAAUCUAAACACGACAAUGUAGCUUCUUCAUCUUGAAACAGUUUUUGAGAAACAAAAAUUUAAAAAUGUCUUAUUAGCAAGGGUAUAUGUCACCAUUUCUUGACAUACUAGUUGGUCUUUGUUCAUAUAGAUUUACCCUGUGAACUUCAAAAUUUCAGUUUAAUUUAUUAUUGUUAUGUGUUUUUUUUUUAAA
This is a messenger RNA of Erigeron canadensis, 1960 nucleotides long. RefSeq names its product long chain base biosynthesis protein 1b. Gene Ontology annotation, biological process: sphingosine biosynthetic process; ceramide biosynthetic process. The record is from RefSeq and is a predicted model, not a curated record. Gene Ontology annotation, cellular component: endoplasmic reticulum. Gene Ontology annotation, molecular function: serine C-palmitoyltransferase activity; pyridoxal phosphate binding. Lineage: Eukaryota; Viridiplantae; Streptophyta; Magnoliopsida; Asterales; Asteraceae. Bases 306 to 1766 code for a protein of 486 amino acids. The transcript is spliced from 13 exons.